AUGGAGGGUGGCGGUGAAGCACCCAUGAGCACCUUCAUCAUGGAUGAGGAGACGCUCAAGAGGAAGCAGAGAGAGAAACUCAAGAAGCUCCAGGCUACAGGUGGAAACCCGCGGCCUGCGCGAUCCCUCCUCUUCCUCACGCUGAAGAACCCCUUCCGCAAGGCCUGCAUCAACAUCGUAGAGUGGAAACCGUUUGAAAUCAUCAUCCUCCUCACCAUCUUUGCAAACUGUGUAGCUCUGGCCGUUUUCAUGCCAAUGCCUGAGGAAGAUACAAAUAACACCAACAGCAACCUAGAGAGUCUUGAGUACAUUUUUCUCAUCAUAUUCACUAUGGAAUGCUUCCUGAAGAUUGUGGCGUAUGGAUUACUCUUUCACGCCGAUGCUUAUUUACGGAACUGCUGGAAUAUAUUAGAUUUUGUCAUUGUGACAAUGGGGCUGUUCACUGUCGUGGUGGACUUCAUCAAUAACAUCAGCGGCGUUGAGGCGCCAGUGGAACAGAAAGGCGGGUUUGACAUGAAAGCCCUCAGAGCGUUCAGAGUCUUGCGGCCCCUGCGGCUCGUCUCUGGGGUCCCCAGCCUGCAGGUGGUGAUGAGCUCCAUUCUCAAGUCCAUGCUGCCCCUGUUCCACAUCUCUUUGCUGGUCUUCUUCAUGGUCACCAUCUAUGCUAUCAUAGGCCUGGAGCUUUUCAAAUGCAAAAUGCAUAAAACAUGUUACUACACAGGCACAGAUAUCAUCGCCACGGGGGAUGACGAGUGGGCGGCUCCGUGUGCUCAGGCUGGUAACGGCAGGCGCUGCACUUUAAACGGAACCGAGUGCCGUGGCGGUUGGCCCGGGCCGAAUGACGGCAUCACCCACUUUGACAAUCUGGGUUUUUCCAUGCUUACUGUAUACCAGUGCAUCACCACUCAGGGCUGGACGGAUGUUCUGUACUGGGUGAAUGAUGCGAUUGGAAUGGAGUGGCCCUGGCUGUACUUUGUGACUCUGAUUCUCUUGGGCUCAUUCUUCAUCUUGAAUCUGGUUCUGGGGGUUCUGUGCGGCGAGUUCACUAAGGAGCGAGAAAAGAGUUCUCGAAGUGGAGAGUAUCAGAAACUGCGGGAGCGUCAGCAGUUUGAUGAGGAUCUGAAGGGGUACAUGGAGUGGAUCACACAGGCAGAGGUCAUGGACAAUGACCAGGAGGGGCAAGGUCUGCUCCCACUUCAGAAGGACGGAUCUGAAACGGAAACUCUCUAUGAGCUGGAGGGACUGAACAAACUCAUGUUUUAUGUUCGACACGCUCGUCGGUGGAACCGAUUUUUUAGGAGGAAGUGUCGUGUGUGGGUGAAGUCCAGAUUGUUUUACUGGCUGGUGAUUCUGCUGGUGUUCUUCAACACUCUGGCAAUCGCAACCGAGCACCAUGAUCAGCCCGAGUCUCUCACCAACUUCCAAGACAAUACCAAUAAGGUGCUGUUGUCUCUGUUUGCGGUGGAGAUGUUUCUAAAGAUGUACGCAAUGGGGCUGCCGUCUUACUUCAUAUCCCUCUUUAACCGUUUCGACUGCUUUGUGGUGUCUGUGGGGAUCCUGGAGCUCAUUCUUGUUCACAUGGAUGUAAUGUCUGUCAUGGGGAUCUCCGUACUGCGUUGUAUUCGGCUGCUGCGUCUCAUCAAAGUAACCCGGUACUGGACAUCACUCAGUAAUCUUGUGGCAUCACUCUUGAACUCUGUGCGUUCAAUCGCCUCCCUGCUGCUGCUCCUCUUCCUCUUUAUCGUCAUCUUCGCUCUGCUCGGCAUGCAGGUUUUCGGGGGGAAGUUUAAUUUUCCAGAUGAGUAUGUGAGACGAAGCAACUUUGACAAUUUUCCUCAGGCUCUGAUCACAGUUUUCCAAAUCCUGACAGGUGAAGACUGGAACUACGUCAUGUACGAUGGCAUCAUGGCUCACGGGGGUCCCGCCAUGCCUGGAAUCCUGGUCAGCAUUUACUUCAUUAUCCUGUUCAUCUGUGGAAAUUACAUCCUCUUGAAUGUCUUCCUGGCAAUUGCGGUGGAUAACCUGGCUGAGGCAGAGAGCCUGACCUCCGCCCAGAAAGAGAAGGCAGAGGAGAAGAAACGCAAAAGGCUUCUUAGAGAAAACCUACCUGAUAAGGGCGAGGAAGAGAAGGCCAUGCUGGCAAAGAAACUAGCCGAGCAAAGAGCCAAGAUUGACGGAAUUCCCACCACAGCCAAGCUCAAAGUGGAUGAAUUUGAAUCAAAUGUGAACGAGAUUAAAGAUCCAUUUCCUCCAGCUGAUUUCCCGGGUGAUGAUGAGGAGGAGGAGCCAGAGAUUCCCCUCAGCCCUCGGCCUCGUCCAAUGGCAGACCUCCAGCUGAAGGAGACAGUGGUGCCAAUGCCAGAGGCCAGUUCCUUCUUCAUCUUCGGCCCACAGAACAAGUUCCGUAAACUCUGCCAUCGCAUCAUCAACGCCACGACCUUCACCAACAUCAUCCUCCUCUUCAUCUUGCUCAGCAGUAUCUCAUUAGCUGCAGAGGACCCCAUCGACCCAAUGUCCUUCAGGAACCAGGUCCUGGCCUACGCUGAUUAUGUCUUCACCUCAGUUUUUACUGCAGAGAUUGUGCUGAAGAUGACCACGUACGGUGCCUUCUUACACAAGGGGUCUUUCUGCCGUAAUUCCUUCAACAUACUGGACCUGAUUGUCGUCGGCGUCUCCCUGCUGUCCAUGGGAAUGGAAUCAAGUGCCAUCUCGGUGGUAAAGAUCCUCAGGGUCCUGAGAGUGUUGAGACCUUUAAGAGCCAUUAAUCGAGCCAAAGGUCUCAAACAUGUAGUCCAGUGUGUGUUUGUGGCCAUCAAGACCAUCGGCAACAUCGUUUUAGUCACGAUGCUCUUGGAUUUCAUGUUCGCCUGCAUUGGCGUCCAGCUUUUCAAGGGGAAAUUUUUUUUCUGCACAGACCCGCUCAAAAUGACGGCGGAAGAAUGCCAGGGAAGAUUUAUUCAACACCAGGAACAUGGUCUUCAUGACAUGGUACUCCAUCAACGUAUGUGGAUGAACAGCGACCUAAACUUCGAUAACAUUCUGAACGGAAUGCUGGCUCUCUUCACCGUUUCGACAUUCGAAGGCUGGCCAGACUUGUUGUAUAAAGCCAUCGACUCGAAUCUUGAAAACACCGGCCCGAUUUACAACAACCACAUUGAGAUUUCCAUCUUCUUCAUUGUCUACCUCAUCCUCAUCGCCUUCUUCAUGAUGAACAUCUUUGUGGGCUUCGUUAUUGUAACCUUCCAGGAACAGGGAGAGCAGGAGUACAAAAACUGCGAGCUGGACAAAAACCAGCGUCAGUGUGUCCAGUACGCCCUGAAGGCCCGACCUCUGAGAUGCUACAUCCCCAAGAACCCGUAUCAGUAUCAAGUGUGGUACAUCGUCACUUCUUGUUACUUCGAGUACCUGAUGUUUCUGCUCAUCAUGCUCAACACCAUGUGUCUGGGGAUGCAGCAUUGUAACCAGUCAGAUCACAUCACCCAUCUUUCGGACAUGCUGAAUGUCAUCUUCACCGUACUGUUCACAGUGGAAAUGAUACUUAAACUCGGCGCCUUCAAAGCAAAGGGUUACUUCGGGGACCCCUGGAACGUCUUUGAUUUCAUAAUCGUGGUGGGCAGUAUUGUUGAUGUCAUACUGAGUGAAAUUGACGCGGCUCUCGCUGCUCAGGGCGGACUGUACUGUCUCACCGGCUGUUCUGAAGUGAAUCCAAUGCAAGCUAUAGCAGACUCUGAGAACAUGAGUGUGUCAAUCACACUUUUCCGGCUUUUCCGUGUCAUGCGGCUGGUAAAACUGCUCAACCGCUUUGAAGGGAUUCGGAACCUGCUGUGGACCUUCAUUAAAUCAUUUCAGGCUUUGCCAUAUGUGGCUCUCCUCAUCGUUAUGCUGUUCUUUAUCUACGCCGUCAUCGGCAUGCAGGUGUUUGGCAAAAUCGCAUUACUAGACGGCACCGUGAUCAACCGCAACAACAACUUCCAGACGUUUCCUCAAGCCGUUCUAGUACUAUUCAGGUGUGCCACAGGCGAGGGGUGGCAGGAGAUCAUGUUGGGCUGUUUGUACGGUCAGCGCUGUGACCCUAAAUCAGAAUACCUACCUGGAGAGGAGUACACCUGCGGCUCUGGAUUCGCCAUCCUGUACUUCAUGAGUUUUUACAUGCUCUGCGCUUUUCUAAUCAUUAACCUGUUUGUGGCCGUGAUCAUGGACAACUUUGACUAUCUGACCCGUGAUUGGUCAAUACUGGGGCCGCAUCAUUUAGACGAGUUUAAGAAGAUCUGGGCUGAAUACGACCCUGAGGCAACAGGCCGCAUUAAACACCUGGACGUCGUGACGCUGCUGAGGAGAAUCCAGCCACCGCUAGGGUUCGGAAAGUUCUGUCCCCAUCGUGUUGCCUGCAAAAGACUGAUCUCCAUGAACAUGCCUCUGAACAGCGAUGGAACGGUAACGUUUAACGCCACGCUGUUUGCUCUGGUCAGAACGGCACUGAAAAUUAAAACGGAAGGUAAUUUUGAGCAGGCAAAUGAAGAGCUGCGUGCAAUUAUUAAGAAGAUCUGGAAACGCACCAGUAUGAAACUGCUUGACCAGGUCAUUCCACCAAUCGGAGAUGACGAGGUGACCGUGGGGAAGUUUUACGCCACAUUCCUGAUCCAGGACCACUUCAGGAAGUUCAUGAAGCGGCAGGAGGAAUAUUACGGAUACCGGCCGAACAAGAAAAACAAAAACACCACAGAGAUACAGGCGGGUCUGAGGAGCAUCGAGGAGGAAGCUGCUCCCGAGCUGCAGCGGGCGAUUUCUGGAGAUCUCCUGAAUGACGAGGAGAUGGACAGAGUGAUGGAAGAGUCCGGAGAGGAGGGAAUCUACAGGAGAGCAGGCGGCCUGUUCGGCAACCACGUGGAUCCGUUCACUAUGGAGAGAGGAACCCCGAUGCCCACCCAGGUGACCAGCCAGCGCCCCCUACAGAUCGCAGACAGCCGAGCAGAUGAGAACGAGGCCUCGCCCUCAUAUGUUAAUUACCACGCCAACACCAAUAACAACAACACUAACAAUCGCAGAUGUGGACUACAUUUCCCAUCAGGCAUCAGUGCAUCCAGACAGCACGGUCCAGUGAGUGCAGCUGAGUUCCUCAUCCAAGAGGCUCUGAUCGCCGGAGGUUUGGCGAGUCUCGCCAGCGACUGCCGCUUUGUGUCUGUGACGAAGGCUGAGAUGGCCUCGGCGCUGAACAUGGAUCUCGCCGUGCUGGAAAGGAAAUCAGCAGCCGUUCUUAAUAAACGUAAAGGACAGUGUUUGUCCAGGAAGAGGAAGGCGGCAACGUCUCGUCCAGACUUGACACACUGCCAGGUGUAAUGUUCAUCAGAGGCGUCUGGUAGAGCGAAAUUAAGGCGAAGACAUAAGUGAUUCAACAUCAGGACUCUGAUAUAACUGUGAGGACUGUUUUAUGAGCCAGUACUACAGAAGUGUUCAAACAUAUCGAAAAAAAGGACUGAUAAUGGGUGUUUCAAUUUACGGAAACCUUGUAUUUCCAAAAACAUUUUAGGAAAUGAUUUGAUGACAAAUGCUAGUCUAAAAACUCUUCUCCGCUCCUCAAAUGCAUAAAACAUUAGCCUUUAUUUAUAUAAAACACAGACAGAAAUAAAGGGAGAUAAUAGUAAUGAUUCAUGAAAAAAAAGAGGAAAUAUUAUGGAGAUACGAGGUUUGCGACAGUAUUCAAAAUGGUGAUAUAUAUCGACUUUUUGUUUCACAUUCGAUAUUUGAUAGCAAAUGUGAACUAAAUUAAAAGAACACUUAUAGUACAACAUAUUUCCCAACUAAAGUGACUCUUCUGAGGUGAUUAUACUGCUUCUUUUGCAUUAUACUGUGAGUGAACUUGGAUGUGACUAUAUUCCAUAGCAUUUCCCGACAAAAACUGAACAUUGUUUUACUCAAAAUGGUCAACUUACCAGUUUUUGUUUAAUGUAACGUUAUGUACUUAUGAAUAAAUAUUAAGUUAUUAUAA
Molecule: messenger RNA, 5986 nt
Organism: Ctenopharyngodon idella (grass carp)
Lineage: Eukaryota; Metazoa; Chordata; Actinopteri; Cypriniformes; Xenocyprididae
Gene: cacna1sa
Product: calcium channel, voltage-dependent, L type, alpha 1S subunit, a
Exons: 43
Coding region: 1-5337 (1778 amino acids)
Biological process (GO): calcium ion transmembrane transport
Cellular component (GO): voltage-gated calcium channel complex; membrane
Molecular function (GO): voltage-gated calcium channel activity; calcium ion binding
Source: RefSeq, a predicted model, not a curated record